Messenger RNA from Drosophila busckii, 660 nucleotides. RefSeq lists its product as uncharacterized. The transcript has a single exon. The record is from RefSeq and is a predicted model, not a curated record. Bases 35 to 589 code for a protein of 184 amino acids. NCBI's taxonomy places the organism in Eukaryota, Metazoa, Arthropoda, Insecta, Diptera, Drosophilidae.
AAAAAUUUAACUAAAAUUUACUACUAGUGUAAAAAUGUUGGCCAUUUACAAAGAUUUCUGUGUUUUCUAUUUAAUGUGCACCUUUUGCUUUGGCAUAUUGGAUUUUGCCUAUAGCCGCCAUAACUGCGAUUUGCUUUGCUGGCGUGAGCUCGUUAGCUCAACUGAUAAACCUUUGCUGGUUCUGCUGCUCUUAGGGGGCACUAAAAUAUUGUUAAUAUUGCUAUUAACGCUGCUUAGCUAUGCAGACGAACCGAGUAUCUCGAGCCCAAGGAUUGAGCCCUCCAUAGCGUCGAUAAAGCGUCGCUAUUGUCGCUUUAUUUUAAUGCGCCUGCUGGAGGCGCGCAGGAAGUCGCUGCUGCUGAAAGAAGCAGACAUAGUGCAAGGACAUGCUAGACUACAGCAGGCCAUAGCAAUAUUUAGACGAGAUGCACGCAAGUUGAACGAACGCACAGAUCUGCAGCUGUUGAUGCCAUUGCAACAAGUGUUGCAUGUGGAUGAGAUAGAGGAGUGGCAGCUGCUUAGAAGGUUCAAGGAAUACGCUCGAGUGCGUGAGGUGGAUCUUUAUAGAUUGGUGCGGGCUAAUCCUUGAAGUCAGAUUUAAUUUGAUUUUGAAUUGUAUAGUAAAUAACACGGCUAAAUUUUAUUAAAGCUAAAAGUUAA